ACACCCAGUAGGUCCACAUGAAUAUGAUGAAGUGUGGCUUUCAAAUCAGAAAAAAUUGUUCAUUUGUUUGUUUAUUUUCUUCCUUUUGUGCCAUGAAUUCCUGUGUGCUUGAUUAAACUGUUGUUUAAACUGCAGUGCAGAGCAUCAUCUGUCAUCCUUCAUGAUGAACUUCUUCAGUCGCUACAGGGUUCUCCUAGUUGGUAUCGUCGGUCUUGCAGCAAUUCACACCGGCUGGUACUACAUAGCCAGAAGUCCAACCUUCAACCCCACCCGUAAGACCUUGGACAUCACUCCUGCUUACUACAAGAGCAAGCGAGCCAAACAGGCUAGCCAGGCAGCUGCAGACAAGACCAAAUAGCAUUGAAUCCAAGGUUUUUGUACAUACUCGUUGCAAGCAUGAAACUUCCAGUCUGGGUGGCCAAGCAUAAGCUUCUGUCAGUCGGUAUAGCCUUACUGACCGUACAUUUGACUAUCUACACUGUCCAGAAGAUGGCCCACAGCACCUCCAAGACCAGACGGAGCCUCACCGGACCCCCACCAUCAGCUGACAAGGAGGACUAGGCUUCUAAUCGCUGGUAGCCAAGAUGUCCGCCAUGUCACCAGGUGCCCCUCACACUCAGCGGCAAGAGACAUCCAAAAUUGUCCAGAGGCUGUCAAACACUGAUGUCACUGAAGCCCUGGAGACCUUCCGGUUUCUGAUCCUAUCAUGUUACGGCCCCGCUGGCCACCUUAAGACAAUCCAAAAUUCUUGCGGUGGUCCAGUAACCGUUACUUCAUCCUCGUCAGUGCUUGUCAGGCAGCUGUGCCCAUCCAGGCCCAUCCUGCGCCUCAUGUCAGCUGCCGUGGAGGGCCACCUAGCUUCCUGCAGUGACGGUGGCCUGUUCUGUGCCCUGCUGAUGACGAACCUAGUCCAGACCUGCAGCAGUUUGCACUUGCAUCCCAUCCUGUGCAUUGGUGUCAAUGAGCUCAUGCUGAAGGCAUGCACAGAUUACCUGAACUCGGAUGACUCCUGCCGAGUCAGUGUUGAUGUUGGCGACUUGCCGACGAUGCUGAGCCUCGUUCGCUCUGUCAUCUGUACAAAGCCCACUUGCGGGCUGUUUCCACGAGAGACUGACCUAAUCUGUAACCUGAGCCUUCAGGCUUUCCUACAAGGUCUGUGGCCCUCAGGGCCGACUCUCAGCAUACCAACAGUGAGGUACAUCCUCAUUGAAGGCAAGACCCCUAUGAAUUCUUGCAUCAUGGAAGGAGUCCUCCUCGAAUCACCCCAGAUUCCUCUGUACGCCAGGAGACCGUUUACCCCUCCUGAGUUAGUAGAUGGCAGCAUCAGGGUUGCUGUCUUCAACACCUCCCUUGCCGGAGGUGGAGAAGGAUUCCCAGACAUCCACCUGGAGGCAAGACAAGGUGUGACCGUUGACGCAGCCACAAGGGACUGCCUCCUAGCCCUUGGUAGCUGCCUUGUCCAGCAAAGGGUUGGACUGUUGGCUUGUCAGAAGGUCAUCCAUCCAUGCCUGAAACACUUCCUGAGAAGCCAUGGUGUCCUGACAAUAGACAGGCUGUCUCUUGUUCACAUUGAUACAGUCCAGAUGGUCACGGGAGCCCAACUCCUGGGAGCUGUACAGCCCACCAUUCCAGAAGAUGCCCUAGGCCGUGUGGAGGAGGUGAGCCACUGCGUCAUGUAUGGCAAGAGUUACAUCCGUCUGCUGAACCGUAGCCGUCCAGUCUGCAGCUUUGUCCUGUGCAAUCGGACAGAAUCAGCCCUAGAGGAGCUGAAGACUGCUUGCAGAGCAGCCCACCAUGUUCUGUCUUUGACGCUGUCCCGUCCCUUGGCCCUGCCCGGAGCCGGCUGCUUUGAAGCCUGUCUUGCCGCUCAUCUCAAACAACAGAUAAAAACCCUGGAGUCAGAUGUCCUGGACAAGGUUGGUUGUUCACCACUGCAGUUCCAAGAGGCUGCCGGCAACUUCAUCUAUUGUGUGGAGUUGGUAGCCAGGGCUCUUGAACAUGGACAGGACAGCCAGGUGACUGAUGAUGUCCAUCACCACAGAUGGCCCCUCCCACUUAACCAGAGCCCCACUGAUUGGCUCGGACAGUGUGCAUGUGGGAUGAAGUCGUUCCAGGCAGAUAGUGACUGGCAGCUCUUGGGCAGCAGGCGACCAACAGAAGCUGGGAGCCAGCAAUCAGGCAGAUUGAAACAGAGCAAAACUCGCAGCCAGCAGACCUGUAAGCUAGAGAGACGUGAGAAAGGGCAAAGCUGUAAAAAACAGUCCCCGGAUCUUCCUAUUUCUGGCGCAAGAAAGCACUUUGUCCUGGACUCCUUCGCUGUUAAGCUCAAUGCAUUACAUGUCGCUGUGGAAACAGCCAACGUCGUACUCAGGAUUUCUCAAACAAUAGAGGACAGCAAUCUCUGACACUUCAAUUCAUCGUUUUACCCUUUGAAACCAGAGAAGAGUAGAAGCAAUCACAAGAGUUCGGCAAUCAAACCAAAAUUAUUAUGAGCAUCUGUACAAAUAUUAAUGUGGUUUGUAGAGUCACAACAAAUCAUGACAUCAAAGAUCCAUGUGAACCGUGCCGGGGUACAAAGCCACUGAGUCGUGUUAUUCUUCAGUAAGUUAGAGUCGUCCGUAAGCUCAAGUCAGUAGGGCAUUAGGCAGUAUUCAAAUAUUUGGAUAAUACGCUUAUACAUGCAGUUAUUUUCUAAGUCAAAUGUUCGGAGGAAAAAUAAAAAUACUAAAUGAAAGGGGAAAAAUUUGUUUAUUUGUUUACCAAAUUCUAAACCGUGUUUCAAGCUGUUGGGAGUAAAAUUAAAGCAUUUGAUGCAUAGGCUCAACAAUAAGGCCACAAAUCACUUUCCUUUCGAGGUUUUGUUUUUUUACUGUUUGUGGGGUGUAGUCUUACUGGGACCUAGGGGAAAACUCGCCAACUACAUGUAGGACCAAACAUCACUUGAACUACCAGCCUUUUUAUGUGGGGGAUGGAACCCUGUCUUGAAACCCAUUUAGCUAGACUAGGAUGCCAACAUGUAUACCUUUUGUAGUCUGUUUCAGCAGCUGAAGGUCUAUUACUUAUUCGUAUUCCAAGCAAUUUCCAAACCACAGAUUUUUAUUAGUGGUCCAGGCCUCUGAGUUUUUAGGUCCGUUGACUGUGGAAUUUCCUUUUACUAUUUGAUCAGAUUUUGAGAGUUUCGAGUUGGUUUGGGUAGAGUAGGCUUCAAACAAUUUUCAUUUCAUAAUGAAACCAAAAAUCACAGACUGCCGAAGUUUAGACAGUGGCCCAUACUAAAUUUGGUGCUGAACUCAUGCCACGGCAUUAAAAGGGACCGAGAGAUAAGUCGAUAGCAUGUACACCGACAUAAUAAGUGCACAGGUUUUGCUCUUAGCCCUGACUUUAGUCCCAGCAAUGUUUUAUCUCAUUAAUCUGGUCUGUUUUAUAUUAACCCUUGUUGAGGGUGGUAAUCUGUGAUCAAAUGAAUCCAAUGCCUGUAAAGAUGUACCAUCAACUUUUACUCUAUCUGGUUUCACCAUUGUGUUAGUAAAUUUUCAACCACGUGUGUCUUUUUAUUUGAUUUUCUCACUUUAGAGUUGAACAUCAUUAAAACCAUUUGACCGAGACAAGCAUUAAAUAGCAUUUUUGUACGAG
Messenger RNA from Acanthaster planci (crown-of-thorns starfish), 3633 nucleotides. RefSeq names its product molecular chaperone MKKS-like. Gene Ontology annotation, cellular component: kinociliary basal body; cytoplasm; nucleus. The record is from RefSeq and is a predicted model, not a curated record. Gene Ontology annotation, biological process: cilium assembly; protein folding; chaperone-mediated protein complex assembly. Gene Ontology annotation, molecular function: ATP binding. NCBI's taxonomy places the organism in Eukaryota, Metazoa, Echinodermata, Asteroidea, Valvatida, Acanthasteridae.